Besnoitia besnoiti is the source of this 4488-nucleotide messenger RNA. RefSeq lists its product as uncharacterized. The record is from RefSeq and is a predicted model, not a curated record. Gene Ontology annotation, cellular component: nucleus; condensin complex. The transcript is spliced from 12 exons. Gene Ontology annotation, biological process: mitotic sister chromatid separation; meiotic chromosome condensation. Gene Ontology annotation, molecular function: chromatin binding. Lineage: Eukaryota; Apicomplexa; Conoidasida; Eucoccidiorida; Sarcocystidae. Bases 1 to 4488 code for a protein of 1495 amino acids.
AUGGAGAGCCAGCGGCGCCCAGUUAAGGGCUCAACGCAGUCGCUGGUUUCCUCGCGGUUCGCGCACCCCUCGGCGCCUGCGAGUUCCGGCCCGUCGGCGGGCGCCGGGGGGACGCCUGCCGACCGUAAGGCCGCGGAGAGCGGAGAGAGGGAGGAGGCGCACUCGGGCGCAGAGAGCGUGGACGGGGAUGACGAGGCAGGCGCGGGGGGUCUGUUUGCUUCUCCGCUUUCUCUCGGGUCGCAGCGCCUCAGCCGCUCCAUCUGCCACCAGGCGCCCCCUUUCCCAGGCUCCGCCGUUGUGUUUCAGACGCCGAGUUUCGCUCCGCCCAGCCGCGGCAAGCGAGACCGCGAAUGCCUCUCGCAAGGCACGCCGCCGCGGCUCGCGCGCCACUCCCUGGGCGUGCCCCCCGCCGCCGACACCGCGUUCUCCCCGCCCUCACAGGACCAGCGGACGCCCCCCCGCCCGUCCUCUGGCGCGGCGUCUGGUUUUUCGUCUUUUUCUGGGUUUUCCUCCUCGGUGUUCCCCCACGACGGCGUGGGCACGCCUGUGGGCUCGCCGGCCCUCGGGGUAGGGCGUGCGGGGCCUUGCUUUGGCGCGGAGGACUCCACUCCGGUGCUGCGGCAGCGCGCGGAGCCGGCGGCUCGCACGGAGGGCGAGCGGGGGGGCGAGGGGGCGGCGGAGACGGGCUCGCUCGCGGAGUUCCUCUCUCGAGUCGAGGACCUCUUGCGCACCGCCGCAUCGCCCUGGUGGUGGGACGUGGACGUCGCGCAGCUGCUCACGUUUUUUCUCUCGCUUUCCGAGAGCGGCACGAUUCAGCUGGGCGACGCGGCGCAGGACGUUCGCGAGCGGCCGCCCGAGCCGCCAGAAGCCUGCCUCCUCGAGGGGGACUGCGAUGCCGCGCAGUCCCCAAUCGUCACGCCGCGGCGUUUCGUGGCCGCGGCGGUCGCGGCCGUCGGCGGCUCGGGCGGCGCGGCGGCAACGCGGGCGGGCAGCCAAGAGCUCCUCGGCGCCUACCGCAUGGAGUUUACGCAGGCCGCGCUGUUUCUCGAGCGCCUGGCGAAGGUGUGGGGGAGGAAGAUUGAGCACUUGCAUGCGCUCUUCCUGCACAUGCUUCAGUCGAUGAACGUCGCGGGAACAGGGGGGAAGGCCGGCGACGCACUCAGGGGCGCCGCAGCCAUCAAAGCGGCGGCGCACGGCACGCACAGCUUACGGUUCAUCAAGCAGGCGAUCCUGCAGGAAGUCCUGGAGAGCGUCGCGCUGUGCCUGCCGGCCUUCCCGCAGGAAGCGAGCGCGAAACGAGGCGAGGGCGCCAAAGACGAGGAAGAAGAGAGAAACAAAAACGCGCGGCCCCCCGACGUGGUUCGCCUCCCGCCUGUCCUUCGAAAGAAGACCGGCCGACCUGGCAGAGGAGGCGCCAGAGAGACAGGGAAGGCCGCAGAAGAGCCCCAGAGAGGAGGAGAGCCGAGCCGCGCGAGCGCCGCACGACAGGAGAGCGGAGGCAGCGCGGCAGGUUCAGCGGCACGCGGCGACGCGGAGCAGGCAGCUGGCCGCACAGACGCCGGAGGAAGCGAGGAAGAAGAAAGCGCCAUGGCCACCAGAUACAGAGAAUUCAGAAGCUUCAGGCUGACUUCCUUCCUGCUCCACGAGGCCUCGGGCGGUUUGAUGGUUGACUCGCGCGACACGUCUCUGUACGACGCGCUUCUCCUCCGCCCCGAGAAGAAGCGGCGCAGACUUCUCCCUUGCUCUCUCGCGGCGUCCCCCUCUGGCACCAGUCUCCACGGGCCUGUUCCCGCGCCCGCACCUGGUUUGCCACCUGCAGUGCCCGCGCCUUCUGCGUCAGCUUCCUCCGCAGAUUCCGCGCUGCAGCUGGCCGCAGCUGCGACAGCGCUCCCUGGGGACCUGACCCGCCUCCCGAGCGAGGGUUUGGGCGAGUGCCUCGACUUUGGCGGCGAGGACUUCGCUGUCGACUGUUUCGAAGACCCGGCACCGGCCUCCGCGUCGGCGGCGGAGGCAGCGGGGCGGCUCGCCGGGGACGUCGGGGCUGCGACCGAGGGCGUGGGGAGCUCGGCGGACGCGGAGGCGCUCUCGCGCGAGUUAUCUGGCGCGUUUUUCUUCGAAGAAGAGCGCGGCAAAGCCCAGCACAGACAGGACCUCGGCAUCGAUAUGAGCGUCCCUCCCGACGAUGCGGAUGGCGCAGACGCCGCUGCCGCGCCGCCUGGCGCCUUUGCCUCCCGCGAGGCGCCGCUGUUGUCCGUCGUUGACCUCAUCCAGCGCGCCUGGCUGCAGCAGCAGCGAGAGCAGGGCGCCGACCGCGUGACGGCACUGCGGCGGCUGUUGCAUGCCUCGCGCGCCGGCGACUGGAGUGUCUGUACUGCGCCACCGCGGGAGACUGGCGACGCCAAGCGGACGCGCCCUGCCGGGAAUCUCUGCGGAGGAGACAGUCAGAAGGGCCUGACCACGGCGUCUGCCGCGUCGCACGGGGCUGCGAAGGACGUCUGCGCGAGCGAGGCGCACGCGGUGAAGCAGGGACAGGGAGAGGCAUCGUGUCCCUUCUGCCUCGAUUGCGAGGGCGCGCGCGCACACGGCGUGGGCGCGCGGGAGGAAGCCGGCUCGGGCAGGGAAGAAAGCAAAGAAAAACAGAAUAAGAGGCAGAAAAUAAAACCUCGCGCCCGCUAUAAACUCAUGUCACUGCGCGAAGAAGAGGAGGCGGACGACAAGGCUGAGAGACGCCCUCUGAAACUCGGCUCCUGCACCAGAAUCCCGCCUCCCUUCUACGCCGCGCUGCCGUCUUCGGCCUUCGCGUCGGCGCCUGCGACAGCCGCGCUCGCCUUCCACCGUGUUCAUACGCCACAGGGCUUGCGCACGCUGCUGCAGGGUCUGUGGAGCCCGGGGGAGCUCGCGGCGGCCGAAAACGUGAUCUGCGGCGGCGAUGCAGCCUCUGUGAAGGAGGAGAAGAACUCAGAGAAGGCCUCGAGUUCUCGCGCCUGGCGUGAGGCUCUUGCGAAAGCCAAGGCGCGCACGCGAAAAGCGAACGUCUCAGGUGCGGUAGCACGCCCGAGGGGAGCCGCGCACCUUCCAUUUUAUCCAGACAUUCAGCUUCCGAAUCCGCUGUUGGCGCCGGCAGUCGCGGUGAAGCUUCCAGCGAGCGCGCCGGAUGUCGCGACAGCCGUGAAGCGCCCAGAGAGCGACGCGGAAGGCGAGGAGGCGAGUCGCGAUGACUUGGAAGUCCGCGGCGGCGAUCUCAGACGGCGCUUCGACGCGAAGAAGAGAGGGCGGAAAGAAAAAGCGCCUUUCGGCAUCGCAGCCGCAGGCUCGGCGAUUGGGUGCAUGCUCGAGACCUCCCGAUGGAAGUGGAUGGAAGACGUCGUCUACGCGCGCCUGCGGGAACGCGCGAUGCUCAGGCAGAGACUCAAGCGGAAAAUCAAGCGAGAAACAGAGCGAGGGCGGAAGGGAGCAGAUCAGGGCUCUCUCGCGGCCUCUCUGAGGUCCCCUGAGGCCCUUCCUGUGGCUCGCGAAGCAGCUGAGGAGGCUGAGGCGCUGGUGGAGGCCGUCGAGGAGAGAAUCCUGAGGCCUGUAGAAGCCUGGCGAGAGCUGGAGGAGAGCGCGGUCGACGCCGAGGAUAUUUUCGACGUCAGCGACGCGAAAGGAGACGCGGACGGAAAGGUGGGCGAAAACGGCGAGAGGAAGAGCGCGCUGAGCGAGCGCAGCGGCGACGGGCUGAUGCUGGCGUUGCUCAGCGGACCUGAGAAGGAAAAACUCGAACAGCAGCUGCGCGCGGCCGUCAGUCUGCCGCUUGCGGUCACGGAGGAUGGCGCCGAUGAUCAUCUGGAAGGCUUUUCUGCGGAGACUAGCCAGAAGAAGAUAGCGGACCGCGAGUUGCUGCAGCGCGUUGCCACUUGGUCGGUUUUCCUGGAUGCGCAACUGCGGCAGAGCGCGGCCCUGCCGCCCUUCGACAUCCGCGCCUACGAACGCACGCUGCUCCAGCGCGUCGCCGAGCUCGCUCAGACCUGUUGCCCGUCGUCGCCCAGAGCGCUGCCGCCGCCCGCGCCUCUCCUCGCUCUCGAGGACGGGUCUCCUUCCUCUCCAGAGACGCUUGCGCUGACGCUCCAAGACAAAUCCUUUCGCGACGGCGGCGAAUCCCUGCAGCUCGCCUCGCAGGCCGAGAGUCGCCUCGCACUGAGAGAGAACGGUGCGCCGCGAUUUCCGAACUUCAGCGAGGUCGCCGACGGCCAGAAGAGCUACGAAGUCUGCAGGCUCUUCCUCUGCACACUCCUGCUGACAAACAAAGGAAAGCUCGACAUCAUCCGCGCGGAAGAUGGACAGAGCGAGGCCGAAGAGGAAGAAGCGUCAUGGCAGCGGUUCUUGGAAGGCAAGAUCGACAGCAGCGGGCGAGACCGCUCGAGUGCAACGCGAGACUUUGCGAUCACCGUCUUGGCGCCCGACGCCGAAAUCUGGUCAGCACACAAUGGUUUUGGAGAGGAAAAUUAG